CGCACAGGGGAAUGUGGAGGCGCCACCUCUCCUCACUCACUGACUGACACACAGGCGCCUCCCCCCGCCUCUCUCUCCCCUGCGGUCGGCCUGUCAGGCUGUAUCCGAGCAGCGAGUGAGUGUGAAUGAGCCGGGGAGGAGCGCACGGAGAAUCCGCAGCAGCAGCAGCAGCAGUAGCAGCAAUAAGCCUAAGAGGCGCAGCAUCAGCACCACCACCCUGAUCAUGGCAGCGGAACAGCAGCAGCAGAGCGAGUCCCCGGUGCACAGCCCUCAGCCUCCAGCACAGCCCAUCGUCUGGCCCAUCUGCAGGGAAAGCUACGAACUGCAGGAGGUUAUUGGCAGUGGUGCGACAGCUGUGGUUCAUGCAGCACUAUGCAAACCCAGACAAGAACGAGUCGCCAUAAAGCGAAUCAGUUUAGAUAAAUGCCAGACUAAUAUGGAUGAGCUGCUUAAAGAAAUCCAAGCCAUGAGCCAGUGCAGCCACCCUAAUAUUGUGACAUAUUAUACCUCGUUUGUGGUGAAGGAAGAGCUUUGGCUGGUCAUGAAAUUAUUAAGUGGAGGUUCUAUGCUGGAUAUUAUAAAACAUGUAGUAGGCAGGGGAGAGCAUAAGAAUGGAGUUCUGGAAGAGCCAAUCAUUGCAUCGAUUCUUAAAGAAGUGUUGGAAGGUCUAGAUUACCUGCACCGGAAUGGACAGAUUCACAGGGACUUAAAAGCUGGUAAUAUCCUAUUGGGAGAAGAUGGAUCAGUGCAGAUAGCAGAUUUUGGAGUAAGUUCAUUUUUAGCAACAGGAGGGGACGUCACCAGGAAUAAAGUAAGGAAAACGUUUGUGGGAACUCCGUGCUGGAUGGCACCUGAAGUGAUGGAACAGGUGAGAGGCUAUGACUUUAAGGCUGAUAUGUGGAGUUUUGGAAUAACUGCCAUUGAAUUAGCUACGGGUUCUGCUCCAUAUCACAAGUAUCCUCCUAUGAAGGUCUUAAUGUUGACCCUGCAGAAUGAUCCUCCCACCCUAGAGACAGGAGUAGAAGACAAAGAGAUGAUGAGGAAAUAUGGGAAAUCCUUUAGGAAGCUAAUUUCAUUGUGUCUCCAAAAAGAUCCAUCAAAGAGGCCGACAGCAGCUGAACUGUUAAAAUGUAAAUUUUUCCAAAAAGCUAAGAAUAGGGAGUAUCUCAUUGAAAAACUUCUCAUCAAAACACCAAAUAUUGCAAGGGGAAAGAAGGUCCGGAGAGUUCCUGGGUCAAGUGGACAUCUACACAAGAACGAAGAUGGAGAUUGGGAAUGGAGUGAUGAUGAGUUGGAGGAGAAGAGUGCAGAAUUUAAAGAUUCAUAUUCCAAAGAAAAGUCAGGAAAAGACAAUGAAAGUGAAAAUACAGAGAUUACCACAGAUAUCAAUAUGCAAACACGAAUACAAAACUUAUCUGUACAGGACACUCAGGCACAAUCUAAUGAAAGCCAUGUAGAAAGCGGACUGCCAUCUGCUGUUAACCUUGUUCUGAGGUUAAGGAAUUCCAGAAAAGAACUUAAUGACAUACGAUUUGAAUUUACUCCAGGAAGGGAUACAGCAGAUGGUGUUUCACAGGAGCUCUUCUCAGCAGGACUCGUGGAUGGCCAUGAUGUAGUUAUAGUUGCUGCUAAUUUGCAGAAGAUGAUAGAUGACCCACUGGCAUAUAAAGCAUUAACUUUUAAGCUGGCAUCUGGUUGUGAUGGGACAGAGAUUCUUGAUGAAGUAAAGCUGAUUGGAUUUGCCCAUCUUAGCAUCAGCUGAUUAAGAAGCACUUUGUUGACCUGUAGUAUCACAAUUUUGGAAGAGGCCAUCUUAUACAAAAAGGGAAAAUAGCAUAACACAAAACUUCCUUCAUAGUCUACAAAUUAAAAAAAAAAGGCAACAAGAUGGAACUAGCCAAUUGCCUGCCACAGUUCGGAGAAUCUAUAGUGCUGAAUGCCAGAGUUGUAGAUUCUAGAGAUUGCUGAAAUCAUGCUGGCACCCAAUGGGUUAAAGCUGUUAUCCAAGAAGACACUCAGUUUUGAAAAUCCCGAAACAAAACCAAAAAAUAAAAGGAAAGUUGCACUUAAAGCUAAUGUCAAUAAUUCUUAGUUAUAGGUAUUUUAUAAACAAUAGCUAUUUCUUUGUUUAUUGUUAAAAAAAUAAUCUGCUAUUUUAAUUGUGCUGUUGAUUGACAAGACGGCCCAUUUUCUGUAUAACUUUAAAAUUAAUAUAAUUCAGAAACAAUGAUUUAUUAGCCAAACUUGAAUCCUAGUUGUAAAGAGAACUGUGAAUUUUAUUUUCAUAUAUUUAAGAAUUGCACACCCACUGAUUGUGUUGUUAAUAGCUGCAGCAUAAAUGUUAAGGGUGAUUAUGUGCUUGAGGGGUCUUUAAAUGCUUAAAAAGUCUGGACAGGAUCUAUUAAGUGACUAUUAAGCUGCUACUCCACUUCUGCUGCAAGGUGUGCUUCCUCUAAUCGCCUGUAGUUUCUGUGCACCAAAGUUAUCCUUUGAGUGCAUACUGAAAUAUGUGCAUUUAUCUAAAAUGUUCUCUGCGUGCAUUGCUGCUACAACCUAUAUGUCUGUGCAUGAGCAUAAAUCUUAGAGAGAACACUAUUACCCAGCAUCCUCUAAAAUAUGAUGACUAGGUGCUGGAAUUUGUCAGCCAAAAGCCCAUCACUGUGUAGACCUAGAAAUUAUAAGUACUUACCCUGUCUGUAAGCAGGGUUUUUGUUUCAUUUAUUUUCAAUGCACUAGAGCAGAGCUGAGCAAAGGCAAAGGACCCCUAGUCAUAUGUCUAAAUGCAAAUAUGGCAAGAAUGUUUGAACAUGAUAUGCUCUGUUCUCACACUUUACUGUUUAGGAGGAAAUAUAGUGUAGCUUUAAAAUGAAGGUCUGUCACAAUGAAAAAAAAAAAGAAUUGUGUUCCUAGUAACAUUCAUUUUGGCAUUUGCAGAUUUUUAAUUUGUUUGUGUAAAAUGUAUUUAACAUAGGGUAUUUAGUUGAAAACAAUUCAAAUGGCUCUCUAUUAGCCUAUCAAUAAGGAUUUACAUGAAUUGCUGGCACAGGUUCCACUACAUCAUAUAAUGCCAUUCUUGACAAUUCUGUCAACAGUUUCCUGUUUCAGCAGGAAAAUAAGCCCAUGUACAAAAUAAGAUCCAUACAGAAUAGGUUUGCCGAGAUUGGAGCUUGGCUGGUCUGUAUAGAGCCCCGACCUCAACCCACCUGAGGAAUGAAUUGAAUGUCUGGUGCAAGCCAGGCCUGAUCACCCAACAUCAGUGCCAACCUCUUCAGUAUGGAUAUAAAACAAUGGUACUAACAUCUUGUGGAAAGCCUUUUUCAAGCCCAUUACACCAGUGUAAAUUCUGAGAUGUAAACUAGCUGAGCAAAUCUGGAUUAAAGAAUGGUCUUUAAAUUUAGCCACAUUUACACAUUUCAAAGUCUUAUUCAUAUUUUGUGGAUUUAUAAGGAGCAUUUAGAAAAUAUUAACAGUUGUAGCCAAAAUGUAGGUGCCUUGAAGUUAAAGCAGCUUAGGAAUGUACCGAGAUCUGCCUUUUCACAUUAAAAAAGAAGUCUUUUGGGUUAGCAGAUUUUUUUAGAAAAACCAGGAGCACUUCUAAUAAUAGCAAGUUGCUAGGCUGUGCUUGCUGCAGUUUGAUUUAGAAGCAUCUUUGUCUUUGAUUAUAUCCAAGAUGUUGUAUAUGUUUCGAUCUUUGGAUCAAAUAGCACAUUCUUUCCUGUUUGAUGCUCAGAAAUGUCUUUAAAGUUUGUUAGAUGUCAGCCAUAUUCUUUGAUAAUCUUGUAUGUCAAUAUGGAUGCCGGAGCUAAUAUUGUAUUUGCAUUUUGUUUCUUUGUAAGACACUUGCACAUUACUUAGAAUGAAGACAUUUGAAAAUGGAUUUGAAUUUUUUUAGUGGCUACUAAAUACAGUAUCAGCUGGACAGCGCCUUUCCAGCCAUUGAGCAUGGCAGUUUGCAAAUGAAGAAUUAAAAUGUGUAAUCUUAAAUACCAGUUGGUUUGCCAUAAAGUAGAUUGUGACGAAACUGGGGGGUAGUUCACUCCACCAGGUUUACUAAGUGGGCAAAAAUAAAAAGGAGACUAUAAAAAAUACCAAUACUCCCAGACUAAUCCAAAGAGACCUACACCUCGGCCAUAGGCACAACUCAAAACCAGCCAGAAUGCACCCAGGUCCUCUGACCCCAUGGAUGGUGCUUCACUGGAUCUCCCUGAGUUAUGCCAAAACUUUAGAAAGUGCCACAGCGCUUGGGUAGCAUGUGACCACCUGGUCAUUAAUAUGCCCACUUCACCCCAAAUCCUAUCUGUCUGGGCCCACUCAGCUCUUAAAAACCUGUAGGCCUUAGAGGUACCAGACAGCCUAGGGCCCCACUACAAACUAACAGUGUAAGCAAAGUUACUACGCAAACACCAAAAAGGAUACAAUUUUAGGUACUUUUCAUCAGCCAAGCCAGUAGAGUUAUUGAUUGGAAUUUAAUAGAAGAAGUUCACAGCACACAAUAUUUACAAAUGGUUCUAUAUAUAUAUAUAUAUACACAUACAGCACAGUUAAGAAAAGGUGAAAAAUAUUGAAAAACUACCACUUAUGUCCCUAUUGUAAGAAACUGCAAAUGGCCUCUGAGAAAUUAGAGGUUUAGUUUAAUCCUGAUUGCAGAGAUCCAGGGAGUCCUUGCACAACUUGUUGACUGGGUUGCUUCCUCUGCAGAGACUAACCUGGGCGAGGCUGCACAAGGGUUUUCCCAAAAGCAGAGGCACAUUACCAGGGAUGAUUGACAAAUCCCUGAGCCACUCAGAUGGGGCUAUACUAGGCUAUCAUGACAGUUUGCCCCAUCUGCCAAUCACCUUUACUGCCUGAAGUUGAGCCAAAACCCACACGGUCCUCAAAGAAGAAAGGAAAGAUGGCUCCCUGGUGUAUACAUAAACACCCCAAUGGGGGAGGGGAAACAGGAAGAGACAGGGGUCUGCUUGCAGCAAAAGACCAUAAAACUGCAGGAGGUAAUAAACCUGCACAGAGCCUGCAAUGUCUAACCCCCCUUUAAAACAUACACAAAAUAAAUAUAAAUUGUCACAUAGAUGUAUCCAAGUUUCAAUUUUUAAGACACUUUAGUAGGCCAGAAUUUAGUAAAACAGAAGUUUAGAAUCAACUUAUUUUCCUAUUUUUAUUACCCCAUUGUUCUUGAUCUACUAUGGCAUUAUACUGUAUACCGUAAUGUAAUUAUUUCAGUCAACGGCCUGUUUGCCAUAUGUAAAUGAGAAACUGCAUAUGUAAUCUAUAUUAUGAGGGGCUGCUUUGUAAAAACAUUCGCACAGGACAAGACUAUUUCUAAAUAGAGGAUGUGGGGGAUCCAUUAAAUAAUACCUUUAUAUUGCCAGGCAGGCUGUAUCUGUUGCUCAACCUAUGGCAGGUGCUAAUCUCUGAGAGUGAAGGUACUGUAUGGCUCUAUUUGCUUUGCCGAAACUGAUAAUCAACUUGAUAAUGUGGUUUAUACUUCCAAGGAAAUUCUGUAAUUGUGGAUUAAGUCAUAUUGGUCUAAUUAGCUGGAUCACUGUUGAUAUCCUUGGAUGGAUCUUGAAAUGGCAUGCAAAAGCCAACAGCCCUAUGUUACAUAAAAUGCAGCCCCCCUGUACAUCUAUUUCUUACUUUAUGUGGUCUUCUACAGCUGUCCUCUUCCUUCAGAUUUAAGUCUUAAGGCAGCCAUACAUGGACCAAAUGAGUAGUCGUAAGGCUUAAUGGACACAUGGGAUGGCCAUUCUUCUUAUUGUUCUGAUUAUUCAGGCAGAAAGGAAAAAUGAUUAAAACAGCAGGAAGUGCCUCAUCUGCCUAGGCACUGGCCUUCAUGGUGCAUCAACAGAUGACAUUUUAAUCCUGGCCGAUCCCCUGACCGGCCAAUAACCAUAGGACAUAAAUAUUAUAUUGGAUUGACAAGCCAGCAUACACACACAGAUAUGUUUUAUACAACUGUAUCUGAGCAUGUAUGUCACAUUUACCUUGCAUGUAAUACAUUGCCUCUGGAUAUGCAUAGGUGCAGGGUACUUAAACUUAAUGUGUUCCACGAACAGGAGAAUUAAUUUCAUGGAGGUGGAUCAAGGAACCAUAGUUAAACUUCAUGACUGCACAAUUUUAUGUGUCUUUUGGCUCCCUAUGCCAUAAAGGUAACUCAACUUAAAUUCAAUGUAGAUAAAAGUAUUUAAGUGCCCUUAUAUUAAAUUUGGCUUUAGGUGCCAUUUAAACAAUAACAUAAUCCAAUGUAGCCUUAUUUAAGGGCUGGGAUUUGCUGCAGCAUACCACUAACUGAUUUUCAUAGCCUUUAUUGUUGAUUGGGAUGUAGUCAGUUGUGUCUGUGAUCAAAUCUAUUUCUAUCACACAGUUUAUCAGGGGCACAUGAGCACAUUGUUGUUGUGUGAAGGGAAU
Messenger RNA from Xenopus laevis (African clawed frog), 6405 nucleotides. It is a transcript of the gene stk39.S, whose product is annotated as serine/threonine kinase 39 S homeolog. Bases 224 to 1762 code for a protein of 512 amino acids. NCBI's taxonomy places the organism in Eukaryota, Metazoa, Chordata, Amphibia, Anura, Pipidae. The transcript has 18 exons. The record is from RefSeq and is a predicted model, not a curated record.